This is a messenger RNA of Caenorhabditis elegans, 1682 nucleotides long. RefSeq names its product protein-synthesizing GTPase (gene eif-2gamma). Bases 41 to 1450 code for a protein of 469 amino acids. The record is from RefSeq and is marked reviewed. The transcript has 6 exons. Lineage: Eukaryota; Metazoa; Nematoda; Chromadorea; Rhabditida; Rhabditidae. Gene Ontology annotation, molecular function: GTP binding; tRNA binding; GTPase activity.
AUCAAUAAUCGACUCAACUGGGAUCAUAAAAACAAAAAAUAUGGCUUCUGAAGCUGAAAAGGACAAGUGCCAGAGCUGGCUUGCGAAACAAGAUUUGGACAAAGUCGGAGUCGAUAAUUUGAACCCACUCACCGAGGAGGUUAUCUCUCGACAAGCCACGAUUAAUAUCGGAACUAUUGGCCACGUAGCCCAUGGAAAAUCCACUCUGGUGAAAGCGUUCUCCGGUGUGCAUACUGUCAAGUUCAAAAGAGAGUUGGAAAGAAAUAUUACUAUCAAACUUGGAUACGCUAAUGCAAAGAUCUACAGAUGUUCUAACCAAGAGUGCCCAAGGCCAGGAUGUUACAGAUCCGCCGGUUCAUCAACACCCGAUCGGUUCCCAUGCGAGCGCGCCGGAUGCGGUGGAGAAUUCACCUGUGUUCGCCACGUCUCAUUCGUCGAUUGCCCAGGUCACGACAUUCUUAUGGCCACCAUGUUGAACGGAGCCGCUGUCAUGGACGCCGCGUUCUUGCUCGUCGCCGGAAACGAACCAUGCCCACAGCCACAAACAUCUGAACAUCUCGCCGCCGUCGAGAUUAUGCAGCUGAAUCAUUUGAUGAUUCUUCAGAACAAGGUCGAUAUUAUCAAGGAGUCGCAAGCCCGCGAAAAUUACGAGCAAAUCGCCGGAUUUGUGCAAGGAACGGUCGCCGAGAAUGCUCCAGUCAUCCCGAUUUCUGCGCAGCUUAAAUAUAAUGUUGAUCUCGUUUGCGAGUAUCUUUGCAAGAAAAUCCCCGUGCCAGUCCGUGACUUCAAGUCGCCGGCUCGUCUCAUCAUUAUCCGAUCAUUCGAUGUUAACAAGCCAGGAUCUGAAGUUGAAAACUUGAAGGGAGGAGUCGCCGGAGGAACAUUGACCAAGGGAAUUCUGCGCGUCGGACAAGAAAUCGAAGUUCGCCCGGGAAUCGUCUCAAAAACCGCGACCGGUCAACUCCAAUGCCGUCCGAUCUUCUCCCGUAUCGACUCUCUGUUUGCCGAAAAGAACCAGCUGGAAUACGCCGUUCCCGGCGGUCUCAUCGGUGUUGGAACGAAGAUCGACCCGACACUCUGCCGUGGAGAUCGACUCGUCGGUCACAUCCUCGGAGCCGUUGGCACUCUUCCAGAUAUCUUCAUCGAAAUUGAAAUCUCCUUCUAUCUUCUGAGAAGAUUGCUCGGAGUUCGUACUGAAGGAAAGAAGAAGGGAGCCAAGGUGCAGAAGCUUGUCAAGGAAGAGACUUUGCUGGUGAACAUUGGAUCGUUGUCAACGGGAGGAAGAGUUACUGCUGUGAAGGGAGACGCCGCGAAGAUCAGAUUAAACGAUCCUAUUUGCACAGAGGUUGGAGAGAAGAUUGCCAUGUCACGUCGUUUCGAGAAGAGUUGGCGCCUGAUUGGCUGGGGAACCAUUCGCAAAGGUCAAACCGUUGAGCCGUACAAGAACUAGCGGCUAUCAUCGAUUUGUUGUCUACACCGGUUUUGACAUAUUAUUAAUCUUUUCCAAUUGUUUCUCUCCGUUUUUGUCUCUCUAUUAGUCCAAAAAAUUUUGUCGGAUCCCUGUUUUGGUUCUUUUUUCUGUCCUCCUCCUGUUUCCUACUAUUCCACUUCCAGUUUCAUUGAUUAUUUUUCUUUUUGUUGAAAGUGUGCUUGGUGUUUUUUCGAUAAAUUAUUGGAUUUGA